AUGGCUCCUAGGAAUAAUAGGAAGUCCUCCCGAAUCCUCACUUUCAUCGAAGGUACCUUUGAAGUGUGCGGCAAAUGGAAGUUUGCCCACGAUAUGCGUCGCUGGGAACUGCGCCGUCACGGGAGAACGGUCUCUCCUGUUUUGGGACCUUGGUUUGAUACCCUUCUUGCGCUGGAUGCUCGCCUGCGCAAGAUCGUCGAGCGCCAGGCGGUUGUGGAGGAGCAGUAUGGUAAAAUGGAGGUGGAGAUCAACUGGGCUGCCGGUGAUCAAGGGGACGUGCAGGGGUGGGAGAAGCAGCUAAACGAAUGGAGGUCCGAGUUAACCUCCCUGCAUCAGCAGUACUGGUCUUUGGAAUAUGAUAUUUAUGACCAGGAAACCGUGUGUCCCGCUCCAGCUAUCCGGCGCGCUUUUGUCGCUUUCCGGGAGAAUCCCGAGCGGUAUCUGUUUCCCUGGCUUUGCGAGGACUGUGCGAGAAGAGGAGGGGAUUGUGAUUUUGCCUGUGGUUGUAGUGAGGAUGCACACGCUCAAAUCAGGAGAGGGUGCGGCUGCGGCUGGAAGGCUCGUGGAUAUGAUUUGGAUGUGGAGAUGCGGAGAUUGUCCGAUCCCUCUUUUGACUUGAGUGGUCUCCCUCGCGAGACUUUCAGUCUCUAUCUGAUGCGGGCUUAUGUCUGGGGUCGAGGCGAUGCUGGUGCCCCGUCAUGUGUGGAAUCCUCCGGGAAGCUGGAGACCUAG
Messenger RNA from Penicillium lagena, 732 nucleotides. RefSeq lists its product as uncharacterized. The record is from RefSeq and is a predicted model, not a curated record. The transcript has a single exon. Lineage: Eukaryota; Fungi; Ascomycota; Eurotiomycetes; Eurotiales; Aspergillaceae. Bases 1 to 732 code for a protein of 243 amino acids.